CUGACUACAACACUUCCGGGCGCGGCUUCUCUUCCGCCAGCUGGGGCGAGUUCCAGGCUGAGCCCGGAUGCUGAGGGUGCUGCGUGGCCUGCGGGGCGUGGCGGUGCACGCAUCUUGGUCUGCGUGGACGAGCACCUCCGGUCAAGUCUGUCACCCGUGCCUUCCCAGCACAGCGACUGCAGAUGAGGGAGUCCCCGAGUUGAGUGUCCCAGCGAUGGCUACUCCCUGGAGGUGCGCCCUGUUGAUGAUCCUGGCAUCCCAGGUGGUGAUCCUGGUAAAAUGUUUGGAAGACGACGACGUCCCUGAGGAGUGGCUCCUUCUGCAUGUGGUCCAGGGCCAAAUAGGAGCCGGGAAUUACAGCUACUUGCGGUUGAACCACGAGGGUAAAAUUAUUCUCAGGAUGCAGAGCCUGAGAGGGGAUGCGGACCUGUAUGUGUCCGACAGCACUCCGCACCCAAGCUUCGACGAGUAUGAGCUGCAGUCUGUCACUUGCGGCCAGGACGUAGUCUCUAUACCAGCACACUUCCAGCGACCGGUCGGGAUAGGAAUUUAUGGACACCCUUCUCACCAUGAGAGCGACUUUGAGAUGAGGGUAUACUAUGACAGAACUGUGGAUCAGUACCCAUUCGGAGAGGCUGCCUAUGCCGCUGACCAAACAGGAACCAGUCAGAAGCAAGCUUACACUCCAGAGGAGGCAGCCCAAGAAGAGGAGUCAGUCCUCUGGACGAUAUUGAUUAGCAUUUUGAAAUUGGUGCUUGAAAUUCUCUUCUGAUCCCUUGAAUAUGCGCUGGAGCACAAACCCUUAUUUGCACGGAUCGAUUACAGUUUGCUGUGAACCUUGCUACUUGACCUGGUGAAAUUCUGGUUACUUUUUUCUAGACUAGGAUGGAAAAAUAAAGCCAUACAGUUUUGUUACCUCAGUUUACUCCCCAAGCAGGAAAAGCAGCAAGCACAAUAUUUUAGAAAUUAAAAUUCCUAUAACAAGGAAUCUGCUCAAUAAAAUGUUUAAAUACAUUUUGGUUAGUCAGGUGAGUAAAAAGAUUACAGUAACAGGCUGUAUAAAUCAGAUUAAACUUUCCUGCUAGUGCAAAAGUUAAAAGGCUGAUGACUGUAGAAUUUAUUCUAUAGACAUUCUAAGUGAAGUACUGCACUUCAAGUUUUAAAGAGGUACUAAAGCCAGGUCGGAAAUGCAGUGAGACCUUCGCUCUUCCCAGAGCCUCUGCACAGUAGGGAUAUGGCACCUGGUAUCUAAGCAAGAUUUCCUGGCAGCAAGUAUUUACAGACUGUUUGUAGCUGUGCAGUAAUGACGAUUCCAAAUCCAGUUGUACUAGAUCUUGGGCCAUUUGCCCUUUCCUCUGCUUAGCCAGAUUGGAGCCCUCUAGUUAUUAGGUAACUAUGAUCCUACCUAAUCAGGUCAAGACAGAGUCAUAACAAGUGGUAACUUUGUUAUAUUCAAGAAGAAAUAUUUCAAAUUGAGUUGCUACCUCUUUCUGCUGAUCUCUGGAAAAAGACAACACUAAGAAAUUAAUGUCUGGGGAAAUGAGCCAUUUCUCUGACUUUCUUUCAAGGGUAGAAGUUGCUAAUAAAGAAAUAAAUCAACUGGAUGUUUAAGGUCAUAGUUAAUUUCAAAAAAAGUUCUUUAUUGGCAUAAAAAUGAAAGUGUUGUAAAUAAAUUGGCACCAAAUAUCCCAAACACGAGGGUCAAAGCCUAUUUACCCCUCUUUGCUGUUUUUCCCCCUUCUGCCCACUUUCCUGGGUGUUGGGGGAGCUCGCUGACAACAGUCACAAAUCCAGCGACCUAGGAGAAAAAUUGUUAGUUAAUAUAGAGUGGACUUUUAUUUUUAUAGGACUGAGUACAAACCAUCUAAACUCAUUCCUGAGCUAUCUGUAGUGAUAACUCCCUGGGAGUUUUCAGUGGGAGGGAGUAGUGACUGGUUCCUUAAGUCAAGGAAGAAAAUGUAAACAACCCUUAAUCAGUGUGAACUUUAGUGCAUGGCCAAAAAAAAAAAAAA
Molecule: messenger RNA, 2012 nt
Organism: Rattus rattus (black rat)
Lineage: Eukaryota; Metazoa; Chordata; Mammalia; Rodentia; Muridae
Gene: C14H6orf120
Product: chromosome 14 C6orf120 homolog
Exons: 2
Coding region: 68-772 (234 amino acids)
Source: RefSeq, a predicted model, not a curated record